UUGUACGUUCCCCCUGUAAUUGAUUGCUCUAGGCUUCAACGAGUUUUGCCAUCAAGAUAUAAGCUCUAUCUUGUCGAAUAAAUAGUUUAGAUUGACCCAUGUGUUGUUCCCGCGUAGAAACCUGAUGACUUAUUGUGAGCAGUGUAUGGUUGCAGACAUUUUUAUGUAGUCUUCUCUUUUCAGACAUAUAAACAUUUGAAAUAUCAAAAUGCAAUUAAAGAGCUUAUAAGCCUUUACACAAUAUUUUCAGAAUUGAUUCUUUAGAUAGUGGAUAGUUGAUUGUGAAGAUAUUUCGUCAUUUGAACGUCGGGCCUUUAAGAUACGAAGGUUUAUAUAGUUCCCAAUAUGUUAGUGACUAUGACCAUGACCUCUAUUAACUAUGCAUGCUAUGACGUAACAUAAGGGAUCAUUUAAGGUAGCUCCAUAUAGUUAAAAGGCUUUUGAGGUACAUGUUACAUAUUGCUGUAUUAAAAAAAAAAAAAGUAUGUUUUGACCCUUUUUUGCGCAUUGUACUAAUAUUAGUAAAUCAAGGUUUCAGUUUUUACAAAAAAAUAUCACAUGACGGGUCGCCAUAGCAACGUAACGUUAGUCUCAAUUGAGGCUUUUUUGUAAUAAAAAAAAUUAAAGCUCGAGUUUUUCGCGGUGAAUUUUUUUCUAAAUAUGUUAAGUGAAUUCAUACUACUUAUUUCAUCAUUUGACACCGCGACUUAAGUAUCCCAACGACAGAACCUUAGAUUUAACGCAAUUUCUGUCUUUUCACAAUUAAAAACAUUCUGUCGUUAGAACUCGCUAAAUAUUUUGCAAGCUGAUUGCUUUUGAUAUCGAAAAAACACUGUAAAAUUUUGAAGACAUUUUACCGCCAAAUUUCCGAGACUUUUAAUUUCAAAAAUCGCGCACAAAAAUUAGUCAAUUACGUCAUCAAAAUAAAAUUUCUACAAGAUCCGUAUUUGCGCAUGUGCGAAACUGAGCGAGCGAGGUAAACAUUUGUGCCAGCCAAUACAAACCCACUGAACAUCCAUGAUAUUGCUGAAUUUCUCGCGGAAUUACCACUCGCAGGCUCAUCGAUAAUGCACGAAAUAUUAAAAUUGAACUUGUUUUGAGCUUCACUUGAGUCGUUAAAAGGCACUGAUGUAAUUGUUUGGACAUUUUUUUGGAUUAUUUGCAGUGUUCUUUUAUUCCAGCAUGUUUUGAAAAGUAAUUUUACGACAUUUUUUGAAACUGCUUGGCGCACCGCCAUCUUUAUUUUGUUUUUCGUGGCUUUAAAAGCUCGCGCCAUCAUAAAACUCGUUCCCAUUUCCCUCGCGGUAAAAAUUAACUGUAUGGAGCUACCUUAAUAUACAACACUGCACUCGUUCUGGAAUACAAUAUUUCAAAAGCAUCGCCCUUUUACUCGUGACUCACAUAAAGGUUCUUAUAAAUUUGUUUUCAAAAAAUGUCCAGCGUUCAAUAUUAAAAGUUGCAACAACAUAACUCAAAUCCCUUAUGUUACGUCAUAGUCAUAGACGAUUUUGUUUGAUUUUUGCUGACAUCUUCUCUUAAAAGAGGACCACGAGUUUAUCAAGUGAUAUCCUCUAUAAACAAAGUUAAUUUAAUUUUAAUCUAAGGUCUAAUUUAAGGUUAAUUUAACGCCUCAUUAGUAUGUUCUUUUACUCUCGAGCUUAUUUGCAUGUAACACGUUGUGAAGUCGUUGAAGUAUGAGAUGUAGACACUGAGGGUCACUGCCAGGGUGUCUUUGGUUGACGUGCCCAGUGCCCAGUGGUCAGUUCUUCUGAUAUCUAUUUGAUUUUUAGAUUUUACAAUGCCAAAAUCCGAGGAGCUAAAAGUUCAGCUAAAUAAAGCCGCAAAGGCCUUUGAUGACACCAAUGUAUACCACGAGAUACAGACCAAAUACACAGUAGAAUCUGCAGAAUUGCUUCUCCAGCAGACUGGGAUAUUGUCGGCAGACAACAAGAUCUUGUCAAAAGAUGACCAGCCCGUUACUAUAGUAGAGCUUGGUGCUGGCACUGGUCUUUUCACUACAUCUGCACUUGCCGCACUGGAAGGGAAGGGCAAAGUGCGCUAUGUUGCAACAGACCCACUAGAAUGCAUGGAAAAAGCAUGUGCAAAGUAUCUACCGGACGUGGAGUUUGCUCUUUGUAAAGCUGAAAACAUGCCAUUUCCAGACAGCAGUGUCGAUGCCAUUCUAGGAGCAGGAUGUUUCCAUUGGUUUGCCAACCAAGAUGCAUACCAAGAGAUGUACCGCAUCCUCAAACCAAAUGGCACGCUAGGCUACAUAACAAACCUACCAAGCGAGACGGAAAGUCCUCAGUGGGUCCUGGACACCUACAAAAUUCUAUAUGAAAGCUAUAACAAAACCAAGGCUCCAUUUGAACACGAUUUCAAAUGGCGUAAAGCCUUGUUAAAUUCUAAUCUGUUUGAAAAUUUUCAGGAGAAUUUAAAACUUAGAAAUUUUCAAGCGAUGAAUUUCAAUCAAUGUGUCCAAUUUUUUGCGUCGUUUGGAGGUGUUGCCUCCGCCAGCGAAGACCAUCGUUCUAGUUUCCAAACCAAACUCGUUAAUAUACUCGAUAAGCAUUUCAAGAAUAAAGGCGAAAAAUUGAAAGGUAUUGAGCACAUUGUAGAGAUUUACACUGCUAAAUCUGUGAAAACCCAGUAGAUAGGAAUGAUAUUGGAGUUCGAAGCAGUUUAUGUAUGCAUCACAAGCUAAGAAAACGGAUACCUUCACUAGUAAAAAAAACAACCUUUCGAUUAUUUUUUAAACUUUAAGAAUGUUUUACGAAUAAAAAUUUCAAUCAAUAAAACACAUUUUAUUUCUGUACUAAUAAAAACGCAACCUACCGACAUUUUGA
Molecule: messenger RNA, 2846 nt
Organism: Actinia tenebrosa (Australian red waratah sea anemone)
Lineage: Eukaryota; Metazoa; Cnidaria; Anthozoa; Actiniaria; Actiniidae
Source: RefSeq, a predicted model, not a curated record